AUGUCAUCUCCCACAUUCUCUCUUUCCUGCCAACCAAGUACGCCGUCGGAACCGCCGUCCUCAGCCGACGCUGGAAGGAUCUCUGGGCUAGGGUUUCGAAUCUCGAUUUCGACAACUGCCUGGUUUACCAGCCACUGCCCGGGAACGUCGCCGUCCACAACUUGCCACCGGAUGAACAGCGGAUGCUUAUGGAGGAUCGAGAGAGGAAGCUCCUGGAAUUCUCCCGCUUCGUCUACAAGGUUCUGA
Molecule: messenger RNA, 246 nt
Organism: Linum tenue
Lineage: Eukaryota; Viridiplantae; Streptophyta; Magnoliopsida; Malpighiales; Linaceae
Source: the annotation of a GenBank genome assembly